Amoebophrya sp. A25 is the source of this 7015-nucleotide messenger RNA. NCBI's taxonomy places the organism in Eukaryota, Dinophyceae, Syndiniales, Amoebophryaceae. The record is from the annotation of a GenBank genome assembly.
GCGGCAUGCUUGCUGGGGCUCCUUGGCCACAAUUUGGCUUCCCAUUUGCGAAUGGAACUGCGUCAAUGCCACUACCGUACUACGCCAUGGCCGAUCAGGAUUGUACGACAGGGUUUGCGUUACCGCCACCUUGUGUACCCGUUGAGGCAGCAGGAGCUGGGUCUUCCUUUAGCUGGAGCGGAAUGGAGCAGAGCUCUCCUUCAGUGAGUGGCAUCAAUUUCGCUGAGAGCGUGACAUCGCCGACUCAGGUCUUUUCACUUCCUUGGUGCGACCCGUCGUCGUCCGACGCAGGGUCUCCUCUUGAUUGGCAGCGUCUCGUUCCGAUGCCUCAGAUUGAGUUACGAGGAAGAUGAAUCAGGCGACUUUAUUUACUUCCAGAGCAAGUAUACAUACAUAGUCGUAGUUUAUUUUCCUCAUGUAUCCCAACAAGCUAGUCCCGCAUUGCAAUAUAUAGUCGUACAAAUGUUUAGCCAGAGAAAGUAGAUUCCGGUUUUUUCAUCACCACAUACGUAUUAAUCACAUGCGCAUAGUAACUUAUCAAGUAUUUCUGUUUCUUGGAGCAAGACAAGAAGUUUUUUUUACGUUGCUCUUGUCCUAGAUGAAUCAUGACAUCUCUAAUCUCGGUGCGGAAAUCUCUCACGCCGCUAGUACCGCAGUCGAAGGAAGAGAAAAAAGAAGCCAUGGAAGCUGAGAGAAGACGGAAAGACGAGGAGCGCAACCAAGCCAUACAGAGACGAAAAGCACUUGAAAACAUGCAACGAAUGCAAGAAGUUCUCAUGGUUACAACUGGUUGUUCUGCAAAAUCUGAAGCAUCAGACAUCGGCGGCGGUCCCUUAAGCUCGGCAGGUGCUUCUUACAGAAAUCGUGACUAUGGCCCUUUUUAGGAUUGUUUAUGUACUAGUAAGUCUCGCAUGACAGGAUGUAAGUCUUUUUGUUUGGACAAAAGUUUACUCUUCCAAGUGUCAAUGUGUAUCAUGUUCAUCAUCACUUAGUAGUUACUUUUCCAUAAUGCGGCUGCGGAUGUUUCUUUUAAAAAUUUGUCGAAUGGAAAUGAAUCAGGUUCAGUGUCUUCACCCUACGUCGCAGCUUGUGCCUCCUCUGCUUCUGCAUCUGUUGCUUGGAGCAGCCGUGUCGAGCAACCAACAGUCGCAGUGCCUGAUGUGAUGGUAUUUUUCAACAUGAAGAUAUUCACUUGAUUUUCAUCUGUGAUGACUACAACUAGUAGUACCGCUUCUACGUAUAACUCCUUCGAUGUUCCUGCACAACCGAAGUAGAUUUGCUUACAUGCAAGAAGAUGCCUUGAGAGUUCUUACAGUCAGCGUCUCGUAGAAAGCAGCGCUACUUGUUCAAGAAAUGUUGAUAGUAGAUACCACAAGAACAAGCAUCGAACUCAAUGAUAUCACAGGGACAGCAUGGGUUCCAUUCUGUGGAUCCGGACCCGAGUGGUCCUUAUUGGACAAUGGUGCCAGUCGCAGUUCCUUAUUCCAGUCUUCGUAAUUUUGAUGCGUGGAUGAAGAUGGCACCUCUACAUCCUUGCGGAAGCCCCUCGCUUGGCAACUUGGUACCGGAUUUCCGACAGAUGACCUGCGAUCCGCAACCUCCUAAUGAAGUUCUGGCGCAGCCACCACAGCAGGAAGAUCCUCUAUUAGCACCAGAAGGUGGAGGUAACAGUAACUCGAACGUUUUCCAUGCUAGUAGUGGUUGUUUGUCUGGUGCACCAUUUAGAACACAAGUGGAGCACCAGCAAGAACCGCUUUUAUCUGAAGCAACGUCGGAGCAAACAAAGAUGACCACCUCCGAUGAAGCCCAGCAGACUCUUCUUUCAUCUGACGAUGUGGUGGAUGAGGUUGAGGAUAAAGAUAAUGCCGUCUGUGUAUUUAGGCUUGUUGAUCUGAAUCAUGGUGGAUCUUCAACGGAGCAACUUCUACCUGGUGAAGAAGAGGAGAAGGGACAACCCAAAGGUAUCCUCACCCCUGAUAAUCUGGACGACUUGUGUGAUCAAUAUAGACCUUCACCUACACUUGCAUCGCUGGGCAACAUCCCUGUUGUGUGGUCUUCGCCUUCUUCCGCAGCGCUGUCGACUCUUCCAAGUUGCGCCUCACCAGAAUCUUCGGUAAAAUUUUUGCGUCAGUAUAUUCCUGAACAUUCUCAUUGUUCUCUUUUGUUUUCUCGAUGAUGUGCCUGUAGAUGGAUCUUUCGAACACGUUGCCAUGUCGGUUUUUCACAUAUAUGGUUGACCUGCUCAUGUACUGAAAAGGUGGCCGGGUCGGAGUCAAUAGCGGGGAUUCGCGCGAAUAUUCACGGCGAGCCACUUACGCAGGACCAGAAAGAUCUGCUUGAACACGAAAGGAAAUGGGCUCAGUUCCUCUAUGAACACACACGCGCAGGUGAAGCAUAUCAGAAGCAAAAACAGGGAGAGGGGUGGACGUGGAAGAGCAGACCUGUCGGUCAGAGCAGCUUUUAAGAUAUCAUACUUAUACUAGGUUUUACUCAGUGCAUUACUAGCCAACUAAGAAGUUGCGGCUUUUGUAUAUAAUGUUUGAACUUGAGUUUGAGUAUGAUUUCUCUGAUUGAAUAUGACAGCCCAUGCAGCUACUUUUGCAAUCUACGAGUGAAUGUAAGCCAAUGUGUGUAGUUCUCCAAUUAUGCUACUGUUUAGUGUUGCUUUUGUCUACAGUCUUCACGUGUAUAUAGACGUGUUGGGUUUCGUCGGUCUACGAGUUGAUCAUCCCUGCUUUGGAAUCGGUGAGCAAAGGCAUGCCAGCCUUGGGGCUGUCUGUGAUCGUUUAGAGGGUGGCUCCUUUUUACGCGAGACACCGGGAGUCCUGAUCGCAGGGGGUGCUCAUGAUCAGGACCCUGACCCUUCCUGCCCGUUGUGGGUAUGCUCAUCGGUGACCUUUCAUCUUAUCAUCUUAUUACCUCCGAUCAUCCCACUUCCCUACCUCCAAUGUUUCCCUUCCGAAUUUCACAAAGUCAAACUUUAGGAAGCGUUCAAGAGUAAUUGACUUCUGUUGGUGAGGUUUUUAAUACCGAUUGACUAGCCUCCACAAGCUUCGCCCGGCUUCAAGUUAGUUUAGCACUUUUCUGCGGCCUCCCACGGGCUACAGCCGCUAGAGUAGAGACAGCCCGCGGGUGAGCUGUUGCACCUUACGAAUUGACUACGACAAGAGCCGAGUGCCGGCGGUGGCCGACUCAGAUGCGUCGACUCAUGUGCAGGGCAUUGCGCUGCCUUCGGUUCUUUUUUGAGAUUGCCGGGCGGGUCAUGCAAAUUCUUAAGAAUUUGCAAGACCCCCACGGCAUUCCAACAAAAAAACCAGAAGAGAGCCACCAGACACGCACAAGAAUCCGCAAGCCCCAACGCACGCAAGCGCCUCGCGGUGGCGCCAGACAAGAACGUGGGGCGACCUUGAUGGGCCAAACAAGACAAAGCAACGCAGGGCCGCGCUGCUUGGGUCUCUCUACGCGCUUACACCUGGCGGGGCUUCUUUGUUUCGUCAGAUGUCUCUCGUCAGAAACAGACGGGCGCACUUCGCGGGGUCGUGCGGCGUCGCGCUUCGGGCUGUGGCUGAAGCCUCUCGGCUGGCUGACGUCUUUCAUCAAGCUGGAGACUAAGGCCCUCCAUCAGGCUGAUGCCGUUCGUCAGACCAACGCUCUGCGCCAGGCUGGCGGCGUUCGUCAGGCAGGCCGGCGCCCCUCGGCAGGCGUCUUGGGUCAGGCUGAGGCUUUUCGUCAGGGUCGGGCGACGUCUCUCGUCAGGCUGAAGCGCUUCGCCUGGCUGACAUUCCUCGCCGGGCCGAGACUCACGCCUUUGGUCAGGUUGAUGGCUUGCUUCAGCUCGGCGCCGUUCGUCAGGCUGAUGCACUCGCCAGCCAGGUGAGGCCUCUCGCCAGACCGGCGCAAUGCUUCGCCAGGCGUCUGCCUUGCGUCGGAACAGGCUGAGCGGGGCCUUUCUUCGGGCUGCGCAUGUCUUUCCUUCGUAAGAUUGAUUUCGUUCUUUCGUCGGACUGACGUGCUUCGUUCGCCAGAUUGACCGCGUUCGCCGGACUGACGUCCUUCGCGAAAGUAGGUCUUCGCUAUCUUCAAGGGCCUCGCGCCACAGGGAGGCCUCGCGUCAGUUUUUCUGGCGGAGGUCGUUCGUCAGGUGUCUGCUGUCGCGGGUCUCACUCUUUUCUUGUCGGAGGUCUUGGGCCCAAAGGUCGUCUUUGGUCCACAGGUCGCCGGUGGUCCACAGGUCGCCUGUCGCCCAAAGGUCGCCUGUGGCCCAAAGGUCGUCUUCGGUCCAAAGGUCGGCUUUGGUCCAAAGGUCGUCUGUGGUCCAGAGGUCUUUUUUGGUCCAGCGGUCGUCUUUGGUCCAAAGGUCGCCUUACUUUGGUCCAAAGGUCGCCCUACUUUGGUCCAAAGGUCGCCCUACUUUGGUCCAGAGGUCGAAGAGUCGCCUUACUUUGGUCCAAAAGUCGCCCUACUUUGGUCCAGAGGUCGGCGCACUUUGGUCCAAAGGUCGGCUUACUUUGGUCCAAAGGUCGGCUUACUUUGGUCCAAAGGUCGCCUUACUCAGGUCCAAAGGUCGCCUUACUUUGGUCCAAAGGUCACCUUACUUUGGUCCAAAGGUCGCCUUACUUUGGUCCAGAGGUCGCCGCACUUUGGUCCAGAGGUCACCUGUGGUCCCGCGGUCGUCUUCGGUCCCAAGGUCGUCUUUGGUUUCAAGGUCGUCUUUGGUCCCAGUGUCGUCUGAAGUCCCAAGGUCUCCUGUGGUCCAGAGGUCGCCUGUGGUCCAAAGGUCGCCCCUGGGUCAAAGAUCGCCUUUGGGCCAAAGAUCGGCGUUGGGUCAAAGAUCGCCUGUGCUCCAAAGGUCGUCCAAAGGUCGCCUUUAGUCCGAAGAUCGCCCUUGGUCCAACGAUCGCCCUUGGUCCAAAGAUCGUCUUUGGUCCAAAGAUCGGCUUUGGUCCAUGUGUCUUUGGUCCAAGGUCUUUGCCCUUUCGGCGGGCGGUCUUUCGUUGGCUGUCUCUCUUUGGACUUUUCUCCCCAGCUUGCGCCCCCACCCCCGUCGGCCAUUUUUCUGCCUUCUUUUCUGGUGGUCUGCCACGGGGCCGCAACGUAAAUCCCAAAAAGGAAACGGCCGGAGGCUAUCGGGCUUGAGACUGAGGGGAAAGGGCAGGAGGCUAUGGGCAAUAGCUUCGCGAAAGAAGCUGACUAAUCUCCGGUGGGUUAGGCGGGGAGUUUUAUGGCGGCGAUCAAUGGCGAGAUUAAUAAUAUAGAUUAAUAGCCUGUUCCUCAGGAACCUCCUGGCCUCUGCUUACCCUCGCAGGCUGGAGGUCUCCGGGGUAAAAGGGCGCCGAAGGCGGCCACGGUCUCAAGAGCAAGCAAGCCGAUGACCAAGGGCCCGGAGGGUGCAGGCCGCACGGCUUAGGGGGUCCAGCCCCUCGCCUUUUGCCGCCUUCGGAGGCCUUCCACACCUCGGGCGCAUUUAUGGCACAAGCAGGCAGCUGGCAGGGGGCGGAGGCGGUCCCUUGCGCCCCUCUUGAAGCCUUCCACCUACAUCGGAGGGCUGUAGGGUACAGCCAGGCAGCUGGAAGGGAGCGGAGACGAAGGUCCCCUGGGCCCCUUUUGAGGCCUUCCACCCCCGGCAGACGGCUUCCGAAAGGGUCCGGGGCUACCGGUGCGCCCCCUGCGCUAGGGGGGGCGCCGUAGCCCUGCGCCCUGGGUCAUAUAUAAAGAUGCAACACUUUUAUGAUAGUCGAUAGAGUAGUUUAUAGACGGUGGGAAGGUGGGCACGGUGGGCGACGCUGGGCCGCUGGGCGGCCACGCUUGGCACGGUGGGCGGACCCUUGGCACACAUGGGGGGCACGCUGGGCGCGUAUAGCGUUGCCCCGCUGCUUCCGCCAAUGUACAAGGUCGGAGUCGAGGGCGGCGCGGCGCUGUGCUCCUUUGCGGAGUGGCCACGUUCUCGCAGGUUGCGGCGCUUCGCUGCUGUAUGCAGUGCCGCCUGGGUGUGCAGAGUGCGGCGCAGCGCUGCAGUGUGCCCCAGUGCUCUGCGGCAAUGUGCGGCCAGUUCUGCUGAGGGAUAUUCCCAGGCGGGCCAGUAGGUGGGCGCCCCGAUUCGUAUGCAGAUUGCUGCGGAUCCAGGGCGCAUGCGCUUACUCUGCCGGGGGGCUUCAGAAAUGGGCGCCCGGACGGCGCCCUGAUUUAUUUUUGACCCCAAGUCUCACGGUGGGCGCACGGUGGGCGACAUCUUCCGCAGAAGACCCACUUUUGGGCCGCGCCAAGCGUGCCCACCGAUCCAAUCCUGGAGAGGGAAUAAACUUUCCUGUUAUGAUAUUUCUAUUUGGAGGUGCAUUAUAACGAUUGGAGGCGCAUUAUAACGAUCAGAAUCAUUGCUCUGUCGUGAUUUGGAUCGUCGUGUGGGCCUUUCCCUACCGAGAUCCCUGGAGGCAGACCUUCAACGUAGCUAAUUACUUAAGUUAAUUUGUAAAGUUAUUUUGCGUUUUUCGCAUAACAAGAAUUUGCAAUCUAUCAUGGUUGACACUUCGUCUUCUUCUAAAAAAUUUUACACGGUAGAAGGCGCACAGACAGCGAUGAGAGCGGCGCGCCAUCUUCAACCACGGAGGAACGCGUCCGUGCCAGUACCACCAGUGGCGCAGGUGCAGACAGCAUCAUCCCUGUCAGAAGUUCUUGCUCCGAUAUUACCAAGCGCUGCACUACCAUCACAACCGCCAGAGCUAGCAGUAGUAGGAGUUCGUCUGGUGAUGCUGGGCGUCCCAGUAUGGAAGUAGACGAGUUCGAAAAGAUCAGUAGCAGCCCUGUGAGCAACGGGAGCGACGAUGCAAGCGCGACAGAUGAUUCCGGGCUACGUGCGUUUGUGAAAUGGCGCGCUCCGCAACUUGCUGCGGCCCCUCCUACGGAGCCGAUGAAGGUCAAGACGGCCGCAUGGGCUGAUCUCAACCCUGUGGAAGAGGAGCAGAAAGUAGCAGGCACGAGUGGCGACGACUUGUCUUGUCUUCCUACGAAGACAGGCCGG